Molecule: messenger RNA, 773 nt
Organism: Saccostrea echinata
Lineage: Eukaryota; Metazoa; Mollusca; Bivalvia; Ostreida; Ostreidae
Exons: 5
Coding region: 12-605 (197 amino acids)
Source: RefSeq, a predicted model, not a curated record
GUGAAACUUGAAUGUCUGACAUCAUGAAGUGUUCUUGGUUCCUUAUCGCAACGUUCCUCUCUAUGGCCUGUUUCACUGAUGCUACCGAAAAGAAAUGUGAUGAAGUAAGAUUUGGCAGUGGAAAGUAUGACGUUAAGAAUGAAUGCUGGGAGAAAGAGCCUACAAAGCCGCACUUGGAGGUCCGUUCUGACUGUCAAUCUUUGACGAUCAGGAGAAAAAUUCUUCGUGCUUUAAAGUGCAGACCAGGAAUAAAGAAGUUUCUUGAUAAAAAAUCGUUGGACUGCGAACCAAGCAAAGUGUCAGAUAUUGGACUGACAAACGUUUGCCCACACAAAUUUGAGUACGUAACAAGGGUAGUUAGGAAUAGUAAAUCAUGCUACGUUGUAUUUCCUCAUCGGCAGUGUGUAACAUACGCAAAAUGUGAAAACAAACGGGGUUGCUCGAAGAAUGCUUCCGUAACAAGUGCUUGUUUGCCUGAUAGACAUCGCUUCUUCAAUGUCUGGGUUUUCUGUCCUGACAAUCAUAGAUUUGAACUGGAAACCUUGGAGGUACCUCAGUGCUGUACAUGCAGAGAAUACAAACUCUGCAGCAGUACCAGUGAAUAACACUGACACCGGUGAGGUGGAAGGAGUAUAGAUAUAUGGUAUUCGCUUGGAACCUCACAGCAGCAUAGAACAAAAUAUAGAAUUGAGGCAAUGAAAAAUAGUGAAAAUACAACUGGUGGAAUCUCAAUGUCUAAAACGACACAGCUUUUUACUAUGUGACAGAUGUUC